AUGAUGCGCCUGCGCACGUCUCACAGCGUCGGCGCGCUACACUUGCUGCUGGCAGCGCGCGGCGCCCCGAGCGCCGGGUCGCCGGCGAGCGGGACGCUGGCCCGCCCGAGGGUGGAGGGCUCGGCGAGCGGACGCCCUCGCGAGCCGCAGGCCGAGUUCGGGAGGCGCCUGUCUACCAGCGGCGCGCAGUUGCUCAAGCUCUUGGCGGGUGAUGGGGUCGACAGCCACUGGUUCGGAACGUCGGUGGCCGUGAGCUCCGACGGGGCCCGCGUGGUGGUGGGGGCCGUUUACUACUACUACUACGAUGACGUCCAGCGUGAGCCCAUUACGUUUGGCUCCGCGUACGUGCUCGACGGUACCACCGGCGAGAGUCUGCUCAAGCUUGUGGCGAGUGAUGGGCCUACAGGCGACAGAUUCGGAAUCUCGGUGGCCGUGAGCUCCGACGGGGCCCGCGUGGUGGUGGGAAACGACAAGGAUGACGUCUAUUCCGGCUCCGCGUACGUGCUCGACGGGGCCACCGGCGAGAGGCUGCUGAAGCUUGUGGCGAGUGAUGGGGCUGCACGCGACAAUUUCGGUGACUCGGUGGCCGUGAGCUCCGACGGGGCCCGCGUGGUGGUGGGGGCCACUGGUGACGACGACCAGGGCACCAAUUCCGGCUCCGCGUACGUGUUCGACGGUACCACCGGCGAGAGGCUGCUGAAGCUUGUGGCGAGUGAUGGGGUUGAAGGCGACCUGUUCGGUUACUCGGUGGCCGUGAGCUCCGACGGGGCCCGCGUGGUGGUGGGGGCCUUCCGUGACGACGACCAGGGCGCCGAUUCUGGCUCCGCGUACGUGCUCGACGGGGCCACCGGCGAAAGGCUGCUCAAGCUUGUGGCGAGUGAUGGGGCCGCAGGCGACAGUUUCGGUUAUUCGGUGGCCGUGAGCUCCGACGGGGCCCGCGUGGUGGUGGGGGCCUACCGUGACGACGACCAGGGCUACGAUUCUGGCUCCGUGUACGUGCUCGACGGGGCCACCGGCGAGAGGCUGCUGAAGCUUGUGGUGAGUGAUGGGGCUUAUGACGACUGGUUCGGUUACUCGGUGGCCGUGAGCUCCGACGGGGCCCGCGUGGUGGUGGGGAGCAAACGUGACGACGACCAGGGCUGGGGUUCCGGCUCCGCGUGCGUGUUCGACGGCACCACCGGCGAGAGGCUGCUGAAGCUUGUGGCGAGUGAUGGGGCUGCACUCGACUAUUUCGGUUACUCGGUGGCCGUGAGCUCCGACGGGGCCCGCGUGGUGGUGGGGGCCUACUAUGACGACGACCAGGGCUACAAUUCAGGCUCCGCGUACGUGUUCGACUUCACCGAGCGCGACAUUGACAACGCGGAAGUUGAGGACAACGAGUACAACGAGUCGGAGCAGCAGGAGUCGGAGGAGGACGCGGAGAUCGAUUAG
This is a messenger RNA of Prorocentrum cordatum, 1431 nucleotides long. NCBI's taxonomy places the organism in Eukaryota, Dinophyceae, Prorocentrales, Prorocentraceae. The record is from the annotation of a GenBank genome assembly.